Molecule: messenger RNA, 657 nt
Organism: Daldinia childiae
Lineage: Eukaryota; Fungi; Ascomycota; Sordariomycetes; Xylariales; Hypoxylaceae
Product: DNA replication complex GINS protein PSF1
Exons: 3
Coding region: 1-657 (218 amino acids)
Biological process (GO): DNA replication; DNA strand elongation involved in mitotic DNA replication
Cellular component (GO): GINS complex
Source: RefSeq, a predicted model, not a curated record
AUGUACGGCGAUCUAGGAAACAAACUUGUUCAACAUGCAAAAAGAACUCAGAAUUUGUCACACUUACCACCAUAUCAGACUGAAUUAGUUCGUGCGGCCACACGAGAAGUUCGUGACUUGGACAAAGAUGUGGCAGAUAUGCUAGAACCAUUCCAGGGGUCCUUCAACCCAGCUGCUGACCAGGCAACGGCUUGUACUCUACUUAUAAACCAUUUAUCCAUGCGACGGAACAAGCGUUGUCUGCUAGCUUAUCACCGAACGCGAGCAGACAGGCUCGAAGAACUUGUCUGGAAAGGCUACGACGUAGUUGAUCUUGCCGGACAGCAAGUUAGGGACGGCCAAGGCGGACUCAACGGCCCACCGAGUAUGUCAACUAGCAAUAGCGGUACGAGUAGCUUAAGUCCGCAGGAGGAAGAUUAUGUGCGACAGUACAGCGAUCUGCUAGCUGCUUAUAAAGGUCAAUGGACAGAUAUCGAUCUCACAGGAAGUCUCGAACCUCCUCGCGACCUUUUCAUUGACGUACGGGUGCUAAAAGAUGCGGGCGAGAUCCAAACUGAAUACGGCGCGAUCACACUUACUAAAAAUAGUCAAUUUUACGUUAGGCAGGGUGAUGUAGAACGUCUGAUCGCCCAAGGCUAUCUCCAAAAGCUCAGUUGA